AUGAAGUGCGCGUUUUCGUCUCCAGCGUCCACGGAGCGCAGUGGAGCCAAGGAGCGCCUGGAGGCGAGUCUGGCCGGCCUGUGUGAGCUGGAGCUCCGCAGGCAGAGGCAGGAGUGCCUUGUUUUGGGAGCGCUGGCUCUGGGGGCCCCUCUGACCCCGGAUGGCUCCAGAGGAGGGCUGGGGUGCUUCAGCAACUGGAGCCAGGAAAACUUGACGCUGAGGCGUCAGCUGAGUGCACUUCAGAGUUCUCCAUGGGGUUUAAUGCAGGCGUUGGAACAGCAGAUGGACGAGCUGAAGAUCGACAACAAUGAUGGCUGCUGUGACGGAGCUCAAAGAGACACCAUUGACAGUCGACCAAGUUCUGGAUUCUAUGAAUCAAGUGAAGGUCAGUCGCCCAAAGGAAAAUCUUCAUCUGCUGAGCCCACUAAAACCGUCUCGUCCUGCACGCAUGCCGAAAGAGCCAAGUCUUUAGGAGAUGGAGGCACCCUUAACAGAGAAUUUGAAGUGCCAGUUCUACGACCUCAUCUGCCGUGCUCUUUCUCUGCACCUCACCCGCCUCUGGAAGGUGUCACUGAGAAGGGACCAGCAGUGGAAUCCUGGCAGUGGGACCCCACCUGGUAUCACCAGCCUGCAGUGGAUCAAGUCCCCUUUGAGAACUUCCAGCAGGCUUUGAGGGGAGAGGGUUACAUUCUGAGUCUCAUCCAACGUCAUACCCUGUCACCCAGACCAUGUCAGCCUCGCACCACCCUGACCCCUGACCCCCCAUACUGCAGUGUCUCUGGACACAGCCCCCAACACAGGAGAAGUCCUUCUAUGACCACAGAGCAACGCCCUCCUGACCCCCAUCAGGAUCAUGUUGACCUAUCAGCAAAUCCCAAGAGCCAGGAGUGGGGUUGUGACCUUCUACAGGGGGAGGCUGAAGGAGAGGCCCCAACUUUUGAAGAGGGAUGUUAUUUGGCCCUGCCCUACCCCCAGUCUGGACCACACUGCCUGGCUGGGAGACUACCAUCACCUCUGCCCUUUUUGGAGCCAAACUGUGGUUUUAUGGCUCUUGACCUUUGCUGUAAAUCCCUGUCUCCUCAGCAUUAUUUACAUCCACAAACCCCAAUUUCUUAUCAAACACACGAUUUAGUAAGUACCCAGUAUAUCCCUGGAAAAGGCUGUCAUGCUCCUGUGCACUCUCCCAGACACUAUAAACCAGAGCAGCCAAAGACGACUCAAGCCACAGCCUCUCCUGACCAAUUCAACUCCAAGUCCAAAGCAUCUAAAAAAAGUCCCAGUGAUCGGCAGAAAUCCAAAAAAGGAAGCAGUAAAACCAGUCGAUGCCAGUCUGAAAACAGCCCUCCGGACCAGCGGGUGCUUCCUGAGAGGAAGUACAACACGACAGAACGCCGCCCAAGUCGAGCCAAUCCUGCUCAUAACCAAGGCCAGGUAGCUGGACCCCACAUCUGUAACAAGGGCCACAGCAGGAGCCGACGCUGGUGCUCUAAUCUGGAGCUCAGCCAGGAUGAAUGUGACAUCCAGACGGCGAUGCAGGCGCAGAGACGGCCCUCUCGAAAAGCUCGCCAUGGUCUCUCCUGCUCCCAGUCCCAUUCCCAACAUCAGCCCACCCAACGCUGGCACCAGGACUCUCAGGGAAGAGCGCCUCUUUGUCAGGUGGAGGAGGGCUACGCCGGUGCUGCCCCCGCAGAGUCUGAAUCCAGCAUGAGUGAGGUGUACUCCCCACCCUCCAGCUCACUGUCCAGUGACUCAGACGAAAGCGGGGGACUCGUGUGGCCCCAGCAGCUGCCGCCUCGCCUCGCGUCUACCUCUUCUUCAUCGUCUCCUUCACCACAGGCUUCUACCAUCACCUCGGCACAGCCCAAAGCCUUCGUGAAGAUCAAAGCCUCGCACGCUCUCAAAAAGAAGAUUCUCAGAUUCCGCUCGGGGUCUCUUAAAGUCAUGACUACAGUAUGAGAAACAUCUCCGACCUGUUUGAAACCCAUCGGUUCAGUAUUUGAUAAAAACCUGUCUCAGAACGGCACAAAAGUUGUUUUUUGUGCUGUUCUAUUUUUUUUAUUCA
This is a messenger RNA of Nematolebias whitei (Rio pearlfish), 2062 nucleotides long. RefSeq names its product dapper homolog 1. The record is from RefSeq and is a predicted model, not a curated record. Gene Ontology annotation, cellular component: cytoplasm. Gene Ontology annotation, biological process: negative regulation of canonical Wnt signaling pathway. Bases 1 to 1956 code for a protein of 651 amino acids. The transcript is spliced from 5 exons. NCBI's taxonomy places the organism in Eukaryota, Metazoa, Chordata, Actinopteri, Cyprinodontiformes, Rivulidae.